Molecule: messenger RNA, 366 nt
Organism: Fraxinus pennsylvanica
Lineage: Eukaryota; Viridiplantae; Streptophyta; Magnoliopsida; Lamiales; Oleaceae
Source: the annotation of a GenBank genome assembly
AUGAAGAAGAUCAAUUUGAUACUGAGGAAAUGCAAGACACUAUCAAGGCAACUGACAAGAACAUCAUCGUACAGUAGCUUGCGGUCCAAGUCAACUAGAGAAGAAAAAUGGGAUUCUUCUGCAAAUGACAUGCAAGAUGAUAGUUAUGAAACAAUUUUUGUGGGGAGGACAAGAAAAAGAUAUGUGAUAAGUUCUAAGUACUUAAAUCACCCUCUUUUGAAUGCUCUGGUUGAAAAAUCAAAGAAUCAUCUCUCUGUCAAAUGUGAGGUGGUUUUGUUUGAUCAUCUUCUGUGGAUGCUUGAUAAUGCUGAACCUAAUCUCACUUCUGAUUCAUUGGAGGAGUUGGCACAACUCUACGUCUUCUAA